GCAUCAAAAGAACGAAUGAGCCAAUCGGCGGAGGCGUUCUUGGUCGUUGUCAGCAACCAACGUACACAGCAGUGUGACAACCAGGAAGUGUCCCGUGUCUCUCUCUCUCGCUCUUGAGAUUCCGCGAGCGGCACGAAGCCGCUUUUCACUCAACUGUCAAACCGCAACUGACCGGAUGUUCCCCGCCUCCACGAGGCUGUCGGCAGAGCUACCGACGCUCUGGUGACCUUUUUUUUUUAUUUUUUAUGUCGGCAUGAAUCUCGGAGAUGGCCUGCUGUUUGAACUUGAAAAUGGAAAGCCCAAGUUGAUUUUAUGCAGUCAUGGUGUUGCAAAGAAUCCAGCAAAGCUCCCGUCCAGGCCCAGAGUGGCCAACGUCCUGAGCCCCAGGCAGCCGUCCUGUUUGGAGGAGGCGGGGAGAUACAGAGAGGCCAGGAGCAAGGCAGCAGCAGGAGCAGCAGCAGCCGCCGCCGCCUCCUUGCACCUCAACGCUGCCACUGCUGGAGAGAGGGGCGCUACUUUGAAUACAUCCAAGGCACAUGAACAUCACGUCGGGGGCUGCAUCAAAACUGUGGCCAAGGUGAGAUCAGACGGACACAAGCAAGCCGCCACUGUUGGAUCCCUCAGAACCAAUGGGAAAAUGGGAAAGCCUCCGAGCAGCAGGGCUAGAGCUGGAGCUGGUGGAAAGGCGGGGCUUAAGGGCAUGCCGGUCGGUGGGGAAGCAGGACGGACGGAAGGCGUGGUGGCUCUGACCAGUGGGCAACUACAGCAGAUCCUCGACUCCCUCCAGACCACCAGCAAUGACCGCCAGCCGCCAGAGGACCACCAGACCCAGGUCCGACAAUCUGGCACCUCAGUGAACGAAGGAGAAGGAGAGACGAAGGAGGGAGACAGAGGAGGGGAAGUGAUGGAGAAGGGACAAGGUGGUGGAGGUGUAACUGAUACAGCUGGAACCUCACAGGAAAAAGACAUCAGGUCGUCUGGAUGUUUGUUCAGCUGGAUGGAGGAGCGACAGUCGGACACCAGAUCGGCCAUCGACGCCAAGAAGGCUCAGUGGAGGAGACAACUUGAUGAGCAGGUGGUACUGAAGCAGCAACAGCAGCAGCAGUGGCGUCCGGCUCCGGGCAGAAUCCAGGAGGAGGACACAGAGCGUGUCUUAUCAGUUCAGAGUUCCCUCAGCCACAGGCAGCAGCCUGCAGCCAUCACCUCCAGCCUCAAACUCGGGGAGGUCACGCCAAUGGAGCAAGUGCUGGGUACUGAGAGGAAGGAGGAGCAGAGGCGACGCUGGCUGGAGGAGCUGGACCGACAGAGAGAGGAGAUGACUGAACGCAGGAGACGAGAGAAACUGCUCCAGAGCCAGACAGAGGACCACGAGCACUGGUGCUCACACUUCGACUCGCUGCAGAGGAGGCCUCCCGGUCGCGGCGCAGCGCCGUCAGCUCCGACCCGGGCCCCCUCCAGAGCGUCCGAGGGAGGGGAGUGGGAGCCCUCAUCUAGCCUGUCCCUCGUCUGGGACGCCACGAGCAGCUGCAGAGCGGAUAGCGUGGGGGGCGCCAGCGUGGAUACGACCAACGGAUACCUGAGCGGAGCCAGUUAUCUUAGGACCAUGACGGCCCUGCUGGACCCCGCCCAGAUCGAGGAGAGAGAGAGGAGGAGGCUCAAACAGCAGGAGCAGCAGCGAGCGAUCGACGCCCAGGUGGAGGAGCGGCGGGUGCAGAGGGAGCGAGAGAAGGCAAAGAGGAGAGAGGAGGAGGAAGAGGAGGCGAGGAGGCUGCAGAGCCGCUAUCAGCUGGACGCAGUGAGGCAGAAGGUACAGCAGGAAGAGCAGCGAAGGAAAGACAACGAUGAGGGAAGUUUGCAGGAGACAUUGAAGCCCAGCACAGUUAGCAGACAGGAUGAGCGGUCGGUGGAGGAGGGUGUUAUCAGUUCAGUCCCCCCAUACAAAGACACUGCUGUACAGACGGAAGCGUCUGCCUCUCUCCCGCUCAGAGCCGAAGGGGUUCAGACUCCCGACGUCUCUGCACAGUACCAGCCGCCUGCCGCUUGCUCCGCUGCUCCUCUGACCGGCAGGAAACCAGCGGCGAGAGCAGGCAAGGAGAACAUCUGUCUGCCCAGAGGAGGAGGAGCAGGAGGCGGAGGAGGAGGAGGAGGAGGAGGAGGAGGAGGAGGAGGAAGAGGAAGAGGAAGAGGAGAAGGAGGAGGAGGAGAAGACCCAUAUGAAGCGUUUGCCCGGACAGAGAGGAGCAGCAGGAGGCCGGAGUGGAACACACAGAGGUUUGGGACUUUUAGACGAGACGUUUCGAAGACGUCACCUCGUUUGCUUUUGAAGAUGAAAAAUGCAAACAAGAAGAAACAAGACGAGCCCAGCCGCCGCUUCGUCCCGGCCUCAGAGCGUUACCCGCCCGCUCUGCAGCGGGACCGGCAGGAGAGUCGACUGAAGAGGCAGGCGGAGCUGCACGCCCUGCAGGAGAGGACCUGUCUGUCCAGGACAGAGCCUCUUCCUCUUCCUCCUCCUCUUCGUCUCUGCCCCGACCCCACACAGACCAGAGGCGGUCCCAACAGUAAGGUGGAGACUGUUGCCAGAGUACAGAGCAUCUCUGCAGCCAUCAACAAUGAAAGGGGGCGCUCUCCUCUCGUCCCUGCUGUCAGACACAGGGUGCAGGCCCCCAGCCACCUUCCUCCUCUGGUGAUGGACUUCAUCCCGUACAUCCGCACCGAUGAAACCACCCUGGACCCGCUGGAGCACGGCGACGACCCCCCGACACACACACAAACAGACGCGGCUCCUCGGAGCUCAGCGUCUCCUCCUGCUGCUGCUCCCUCACAUCCAGACGAGCGGUCGCGCAAAACACCCACAUGCCGACGGCUGGAGGUCCUGAGGGGCCUGGCUCAGCUACGGCAGGGUUUACUACAGAAGCAGAGAGAGCUGGAGUCGGGACCCGAACCCUGAACUGAAACGUCACGACGACGAUGAGCAGCUCCGGUCGCCCUCGUCUACGCAAGGCCUUUGACCUCUGACCCCCCCUGAUUUGACUCCACUUCAGAGCUUUUGCAGCUUUGGCCCCCGAUCACAUUCCACUGUCAGUUCUUUUGUGUGGAUCGAGGGGUCGGAGGUCAUCUCGGCCUCCGGACGCAGACUCCAAACGGAGGACAAUUCCCAGGAUGCUUUUUGUGAAAUGAGUGGUGUCCCAAUGCCGAGGCAGACAUCUGGGGAGAACUGAGGAUGGAAAAUGAGAGGCGACACCGUGGCCAUGGAGAACAAUUAACAGUUUUCUUUCCGAGGUUCACUGGAUGAAACCAGAACCUCUGACGAUCAAUGUGCCACAACGGGGAGACGUUUAACUCCAAAGUGAAAAUGAACAGACUGCAGCAGAUUUUUAUUUUUUUUAAUCUGAUGUGUCAGAGUAACUUUACCCUCCACGACGACCCUCAUCGAGUCUGGGUGAGCAACCGUGUACGUCCACUGGUUUGUUUUAAAUGCACUUUCCGUCAGAGCGACGCUGGACCUUUUCCCUCCGAGAAGUCUCACUCCUCUGAAAAAGAAGUCAACUUCUUUCUUUGAACCAUCUUUUUUUGGAUUCUUCAGCUUCCUGCUGGACAAGAAGCACCAUGAUUCACUUUAUGCUUCUGUGCUGUGAAGUUUUAUUUUGUGUGGUUUUAUUGUAUUAGUGUAAUUUUUUUUUUUUAACUUAUUGCAAAUGUAAUAAAUAUAUGUAGAGGUU
Scophthalmus maximus (turbot) is the source of this 3719-nucleotide messenger RNA. RefSeq names its product coiled-coil domain containing 66 (gene ccdc66). Gene Ontology annotation, molecular function: microtubule binding. The record is from RefSeq and is a predicted model, not a curated record. Gene Ontology annotation, cellular component: microtubule; cilium. The transcript has 22 exons. Bases 254 to 2947 code for a protein of 897 amino acids. Gene Ontology annotation, biological process: cilium assembly. NCBI's taxonomy places the organism in Eukaryota, Metazoa, Chordata, Actinopteri, Pleuronectiformes, Scophthalmidae.